UCCAACUCUGUGGUGUCCAGCAAGGCAACGCUAAUGGACAGUUUUGCGCGAUAAUAAAUAAAAUUAAAACAGGUGCAAAUCUUCUUAACAAUAUUUAAUACAUCUACAUGCGGAAGGAUGUCCAACACAAGCGAGGAGAUGCGCGUUGUGGAACCUUCGUUUUAACUGAGGAGACAGUGAUUUACUUUCUAAACUGGUGAUCCCGAGAAGGAAACGCAAAAGAAUACCUCUUUCUAGCGGAUUUAAAAAAAAAAAAAUAUUUUACAACUAUUUACAAAGACCUGAGACCGAGAAGUCAUGAGAAUACGGAGACCAUGCGCACGGUUUUGUGGACUUGUACAAGCAGCUUAGACUCGAGAUAUAAAAAGAUUUUCUAUUUUUCUAUGUAAGAGAUCAUUUUUCUGGUAUAUAUGAAACUCGACUUUUUGAAAAGGAUUUUAAUUUUUUUUUUUUACAUUUAGGAGUUUAUUCGACGUUUUUUUUUAUUUUAACUAUGGCGGAAUCGUUUCAUUGGGCAGGUACUGCGCGCUGUGCGCUGGUGAUCCUGUGUGCGCUUUUCCCGUUGUGUUCAGGCCAGUACCACGGUGAGAAGGGCAUCUCUAUACCCGAACACGGCUUCUGCCAGCCCAUCUCUAUACCCCUCUGUACGGACAUCGCCUAUAACCAGACCAUCAUGCCGAAUCUCCUCGGCCACACGAGCCAGGAAGACGCUGGGCUGGAGGUACACCAGUUCUACCCGCUGGUCAAGGUCCAGUGUUCCAUGGACCUGAAGUUCUUCCUGUGUUCUAUGUACGCGCCGGUCUGUACGGUCCUCGAGCAGGCUAUCCCGCCGUGCAGGUCCCUGUGUGAGCGGGCGAGACACGGCUGCGAGGCCCUGAUGAAUAAAUUCGGUUUCCAGUGGCCUGAGAGGCUCCGUUGUGAAAAUUUCCCCGUUCACGGAGCUGGAGAGAUCUGUGUAGGUCAAAACACUUCGGAUACAGGUAACCCCACCUCUUACCCAACACCCUACGUUCCUGAGCUCAUGACUCUAUCCCCCAAUAUGGGCCGACCGAACCAGCACCAGGAGUUCUCCUGCCCGCUACAACUGCAGGUACCCAACUAUCUGAACUACUACUUCAUGGGGGUAAAGGACUGCGGCGCGCCUUGCGAGCUCACCAAGCCCGACGGGUUGAUGUAUUUUCGGGAAGAGGAGGUGAAGUUUGGCCGGCUCUGGGUCGGGAUCUGGUCCAUUCUGUGCUGUGUGAGCACCCUGUUCACGGUGCUGACCUAUCUAGUGGACAUGAGAAGGUUCUGCUACCCAGAGAGGCCAAUCGUCUUCCUCUCUGGCUGUUACUUCAUGGUGGCCACUGCCUACACUGCCGGGUUCAUGUUAGAGGAUAAAGUGGUGUGUAUCGAUAAAUUCAAGGAUACUGGUUAUAAGACUGUAACUCAGGGAACUAAGAAAGAGGGCUGUACUAUUCUCUUUAUGAUUGUGUAUUUCUUCGGCAUGGCCAGUUCUAUAUGGUGGGUGAUUCUGUCCUUCACAUGGUUCCUCUCUGCCGGUAUGAAGUGGGGGCAUGAAGCCAUAGAGGCCAACGCUCCGUAUUUCCACCUCGCAGCCUGGGCUGUACCUGCUGUUAAAACUAUUAUCAUCCUGGUCAUGGGACAGGUGGAAGGAGAUCUACUCACAGGGGUGUGUUAUGUCGGCAUCAACAGUGUGGAUUCCUUGCACGGUUUUGUUCUGGCGCCUCUUUUUGUCUACCUGUUCAUAGGGACGUCGUUCCUCCUCGCGGGAUUUGUCUCUCUGUUCCGGAUCAGAACUAUCACGAAACACGACGGAACCAAGACGGAGAAGCUGGAAAAGCUUAUGGUUCGGAUCGGAGUGUUCAGUGUUCUCUACACCGUUCCAGCCACUAUCGUCAUAGCCUGUUGCUUCUACGAGCAGGCGUUUCGUGAACAGUGGGAAAAAACUUGGCAUACACAGAUCUGUAAGAGAUUUGCGGUGCCUUGUCCGCCAAACAGUUUUGCGCUCAUGACCCCAGACUUUACUGUCUUCAUGAUCAAGUAUUUGAUGACUUUGAUUGUCGGUAUCACGUCCGGGUUUUGGAUAUGGUCAGGAAAAACAGUGCAGUCAUGGCGCAGGUUCUAUAAGAGACUGAGUGGUAGCAGCAACGAGGGAGAAACGACAGUAUGAACAUCAAUGACAGACUGAGUGGUAGUAACGAGGGAGGAAAGACAGUAUAAACAUCAAUGACAGACUGAGUGGUAGUAACGAGGGAGGAAAGACAGUAUAAACAUCAAUGACAGACUGAGUGGCAGCAACGAGGGAGAAACGACAGUAUAAACAUCAAUGACAGACUGAGUGGUAGUAACGAGGGAGGAAAGACAGUAUAAACAUCAAUGACAGACUGAGUGGUAGCAACGAGGGAGAAACGACAGUAUAAACAUCAAUGACAGACUGAGUGGUAGUAACGAGGGAGGAAAGACAGUAUAAACAUCAAUGACAGACUGAGUGGUAGCAACGAGGGAGGAAAGACAGUAUAAACAUCAAUGACAGACUGAGUGGUAGCAACGAGGGAGGAAAGACAGUAUAAACAUCAAUGACAGACUGAGUGGUAGCAACGAGGGAGGAAAGACAGUAUAAACAUCAAUGACAGACUGAGUGGUAGCAGCAACGAGGGAGGAAAGACAGUAUAAACAUCAAUGACAGACUGAGUGGUAGCAACGAGGGAGGAAAGACAGUAUAAACAUCAAUGACAGACUGAGUGGUAGCAACGAGGGAGGAAAGACAGUAUAAACAUCAAUGACAGACUGAGUGGUAGUAACGAGGGAGGAAAGACAGUAUAAACAUCAAUGACAGACUGAGUGGUAGCAACGAGGGAGGAAAGACAGUAUAAACAUCAAUGACAGACUGAGUGGUAGUAACGAGGGAGGAAAGACAGUAUAAACAUCAAUGACAGACUGAGUGGUAGUAACGAGGGAGGAAAGACAGUAUAAACAUCAAUGACAGACUGAGUGGUAGCAACGAGGGAGGAAAGACAGUAUAAACAUCAAUGACAUGGGAAUGAUAUAAUAGACUUGUGUCCCAAAUGACACCCUACGCCCUAUUUAGUGCACUACAUUUUUCUGUUGUUGUUGUUGCCAGGGCCCAUAAAGUAGUGCACUAUAAAGGGAGUAGGGUGCCAUUUGGGGAUCAGGACAGGACAUAGCGCAUGGAAUAAGACCCAUGAUGAGUUCAAUAUGGGGAGGGGGGGGGGGUCCGUGACUCGUGCAGCCCGCCUGCCUCUGGACUGGACCAGCAGAAUCCUUUCAGGGGCUUAUAUAUAUUAAAAAAACACAUUGUGGCUUCCCAGAUUCCAAGACACUUUAUUGUGCAAUGAUCAUCUGAGGAGGAAACGGAUCGUUCCUAAUUGUAUCGUCAUCGCAUGUAGGUCAAAUUCUGAAUCAUGUAGAGCCCCCUCGGUCUUUUUAAGAAAGUGUUUUACAUCACAGAGGUGAUCCUGUAACAAUUUUAUACAAUGAAUGACUCUAUUCACACUAUAGAGCUACUGCUACACCAUAUAACGCUACUGGCAAGCUUCAGUUAAAGAAAGAAUAUGUUUGACCCUAUGAAUUUAUACUCCCUUUUUUGUGGUCAUUUGUUUGACAUUCACAGCCAAGCAGUGACAAUCAUGUGUAUUUUUGUGGCGCAGUAAAAGACUGACAGACAUUGCAUUUAGAAAUGUGAUAGAAUAUGCAUGUGUAUAGCUGUGGAAUUUUGCGAGCUACUACAGUAUACAUAUCUUGUAAAAACAUUUUUUUUCCACCCCAAAGAUUAUAUCUAUUUAGGAAAAUAAUCAUGCAAUUUAAAAAAAUAAUAAUAAUGUUUUUUUAAUGCUGUAAACGGUACCAUUUGUAGGCUACCUAUACAGUUUCACGGAUUAAAAUUAUAUAUAUAUAUAUACAUUUUUUUUUAAAUGUCUUGCUUUUGUGGUCAAUGUGUAGCCUAUGACAACAGUUUGUGUUUAGAAGAAUAACUUCUUGUACGUCGAUGCCAUGAUUUAAGGGAUAGUUCACUCAAAUCCUCACCCUGUAAGCAGUCUAUGGACAAGGUAGGACAGCAAUCCAUGCUUCGGUUUUAUUUCCCUGGCACUGUUUACAAAUGCUCAUGUUUUUCGUGUUCAAAACAUUGAAAAAUAUCUCAAAUUGAUUGUGAAGCUCAACUAAGUCACUUAUACUUGAUUUGAACAUGAUGCCUGGGAAAAAAAUGCAGUUAUCCAACAAUGUGUAUGCCACCAUCUUGUCUAUUUCAAAUCUUCUCUCAUUGAUUGAGACAGGUGGGUGUCCACUCCCAAGUGCCACCCCCCUGCAACUAGACGUGGACGUUUAGAACGGGGAGGCGGGUAGCCUAGUGGUUAGAGGGGGCGGGUAGCCUAGUGGUUAGAGGAGGCAGGUAGCCUAGUGGUUAGAGGAGGCGGGUAG
This is a messenger RNA of Salmo salar (Atlantic salmon), 4440 nucleotides long. RefSeq names its product frizzled class receptor 7a (gene fzd7a). Gene Ontology annotation, biological process: non-canonical Wnt signaling pathway; canonical Wnt signaling pathway. Gene Ontology annotation, cellular component: plasma membrane. Lineage: Eukaryota; Metazoa; Chordata; Actinopteri; Salmoniformes; Salmonidae. Gene Ontology annotation, molecular function: Wnt-protein binding; Wnt receptor activity. The record is from RefSeq and is a predicted model, not a curated record.